This is a messenger RNA of Pogoniulus pusillus (Red-fronted tinkerbird), 983 nucleotides long. It is a transcript of the gene PPIL3, whose product is annotated as peptidylprolyl isomerase like 3. The record is from RefSeq and is a predicted model, not a curated record. Lineage: Eukaryota; Metazoa; Chordata; Aves; Piciformes; Lybiidae. Bases 241 to 726 code for a protein of 161 amino acids. Gene Ontology annotation, molecular function: peptidyl-prolyl cis-trans isomerase activity. The transcript is spliced from 7 exons. Gene Ontology annotation, biological process: protein folding; protein peptidyl-prolyl isomerization. Gene Ontology annotation, cellular component: catalytic step 2 spliceosome.
GCUGCUGCGUCCCGGCGGCAGGCGUCUGCGAGGCCUGCGUGAGGUCAGGCCGGGGUGAAGGCACCGGGUCGGCUGGCAGCCGCGGGACGGUGGAGGAGCCGGGCCGCGCCCUGUCCCGCAGCCGCCUGUGUGGGUUUCGCGUGGAAGUACCUCAGGUCGGACGGAAAGGAGCGGCGGCGCCAGACUGUCGCGGCUCAGGAAGCUGCUGUAUACAAACCAAAAGCUUUUUGAUAAGGAGACAUGGCUGUCACGCUGCAUACUGAUGUAGGAGAUAUUAAAAUUGAACUGUUCUGUGAGCGUACACCAAAGACUUGUGAAAAUUUCCUGGCUCUUUGUGCUAGUAACUACUACAAUGGAUGCAUAUUUCACCGGAAUAUAAAGGGCUUCAUGGUUCAGACAGGGGAUCCAUUAGGCACUGGAAAAGGAGGUAACAGCAUCUGGGGCAAGAAGUUUGAAGAUGAAUUCAGUGAAUACCUAAAGCAUAGUGUCCGUGGGGUAGUUUCAAUGGCAAACAAUGGUCCGAAUACCAAUGGAUCACAGUUCUUCAUCACUUACGGCAAGCAACCGCACCUAGACAUGAAAUACACUGUGUUUGGAAAAGUUAUUGACGGCUUGGAGACUCUGGAUGAGCUGGAGAAGCUACCUGUGAAUGAGAAAACAUACCGACCUCUUAACGAUGUUCGCAUUAAAGAUAUUUCAAUUCAUGCCAAUCCUUUUGCUCUGUAGCCACAGAGUGCAUUGCAAGGUUUAAAGCGUCAUUAAAAAGGAUUCUUUGAGCUGGAUCAUACCUUUGCUCAUUAAAUGCAGGAUUUUCAGGCGCUGUGACAUUGCUUGGGAGUUGUCACAGAGGAGCCUUGUGCUUUAAAGGUCAGUUUUUCCAGAGUAUCUGACAGGAUUUUUAUUUUUAAAUGUGGUUUGUUUUUUUUAUACUUGUAAAAUAAGAAAAUACUUUUAAAAAUACAUAUUUUGGUUUUACAAAUCUU